Molecule: messenger RNA, 1731 nt
Organism: Trichoderma gamsii
Lineage: Eukaryota; Fungi; Ascomycota; Sordariomycetes; Hypocreales; Hypocreaceae
Exons: 1
Coding region: 1-1731 (576 amino acids)
Biological process (GO): protein phosphorylation
Cellular component (GO): cytoplasm
Molecular function (GO): ATP binding; protein kinase activity
Source: RefSeq, a predicted model, not a curated record
AUGGCGGCUGCUUCAAUCUCAAUGCCGCGUGGCAUUCCUUUUGCCACCUUCAGCGCUGCAAACGACGAAGCCGUUCUGCUGCUCGAGCUCAUCCAGGCUAAAGCGUCACCGCCAAAUCUCAUUAGCAGCGGAAACGCCAUCGGCUAUCACAUAUCACUACCUCUAUCGUCUGAUAGCUCUAGUUCAGAUGAAACUGGCUCCGCUUCAACCUCCGACUCCCAAGCCAGCUCACAUUCUUUUAAAAUGGUGCGGUGGAAUAUUGGUGCUGGUGCACCUCCAACCUUGGUCGAUAAAGGCCUGGGUUACACCAAUCCAGACAUCCUUCUCUGUACUCCAGGCGACACGCCGGCGUCUCGCAGAAUUCGUGACUACAUCAAAGAUUCCCACGCCCACAUCACCUUUCACCCAACUUCAGGCGUCCUUAUGCUCAGGACGGUUUGCAAUCGACCAAUCAUCUAUGAGCAAGGCGAUAUGCACGACAACGAUCUGAUACUCCAAUUGGAUGAAUGGGGAAAAGGAAUGACUUGCGUCUUGCGGAGAGAGCGAAAUUAUCUCCAUUUUGGUCCCUAUCGAUUUCUCUUUACAUUCGCCACACAGACCCGACAGAAUUUCGAUAGGUUUACUGCUCAUAUGAACAAGGCUAUCAAGAGCGACUUUCACGGAUUCAGCCCCUCACGCCUUUUCAACUUCAUCCCGAUGCCAAGCCCAUACCACGAGACUUCGUGGAAUAUCUGGCUUCACCACAAGAUCCCUACCACCAACGUCAUCAUAGGCGUCGACAUUCAUACAGGACAGCCGGUUGCUGUCAAGAAGCUGUUAAACAAAGACACGUCCAAGACACGCCAGUAUGUCGUCGAACGACUGAAGAUGGCUUUUCAGAGCAGAGAUACAAUGGACAGUGGGAUCUUGAAUAUUGUCAAUAUCUGGUGUUCUCAUCAGACUUCUCCACCGUGCCUAUUCAAUGCGUCCAACACCGACAUGCUCGAUGAGUGCCAGCACACCUUCUAUUCGAUUCCGCUCGCUAGAUAUAGUUUUCUGGAUUUUCCCUGGACUAAGCUGGAACGCGAUAUACGUCUUGCAUAUUUCCAUCAGACAUUGCUUGGUCUCUCUGCGAUGCAUGAACAAGGUCUCGUCCACGGGAAUAUCCGGCCCAGCUCACUGCUUGUAUUGGCCAACGCAACACACAAAUCUUAUACGACCACCAAGGCUCUUUCGACAAAAAAGGCCGUGCUGUCACUUUCUAUGAGUCAAACGGGGAGAAAGCCGUAUGAUGCAACUAGUAUAUGUAUCGCGCCUGAGGCUUGGGAAAAGAUAAAUGGUAGACCAAGAGCAGACCUGGAUGAGGCCAAACUCGACAUCUGGGCGCUGGCUACUUCAUGGCUUUAUACCUUUAUGCGACCUCCGGAUAAUUUUAAGAUUGCAACCGAGCACGACUAUUUAAAUAUGCAAGAACAAGUGCAGUAUCGGAUUGAACGAAUUUCCUCGUUGGGGCCUUUUGCUCCUCUUUUGCACCAAAUGCUUGCCUGGAAGCCAGAGCAGCGGCCAAGUGCAGCCGAAGCUCUCAGGAGCACCGCCUGGCAACCUGUAUGGAAUGAGAAGCGAAGGAGGGAAGAUGAGAUGAAGCAGAAGCGGAAGGCCAAGGCGCAAUCUGAUGGAACUAAAAGAGUCAGAGUGCUCUCACCUGGUGCGGAAGAUUAUAAGACCAUUGAGUCAGACUCGAAAGAGGAUUGA